Molecule: messenger RNA, 1229 nt
Organism: Racocetra fulgida
Lineage: Eukaryota; Fungi; Glomeromycota; Glomeromycetes; Diversisporales; Gigasporaceae
Source: the annotation of a GenBank genome assembly
UUUCCAACUCUAACACUGAAAAACUUGAUUAUUCAAAGAGAGCCAUUAGCCGGGCUAAUGAUUUAAUGAAAGAUUUCAGCGAACCAUCCAAUUUAUUUGGAUUUAAACUUUUGGUCGAAGAUCCUACGUUAAAGUUUCCUGCAAAACUAUUGAUCAACGCACUUAAACUACUAAGUGAUAUCUCUUUAUUUGAUUAUUAUACUGAAGAUAUUAUUGCACAUUUCGAAUUACAUCUUCGCACUUGGGUGGCAACUCUUGAAAAAGUCAUAUUUUCGUCUAUUGUUUUGAAUCAGGAAUUUUAUGACAAACUUUAUAGUAGCUUAGUUAGCUUCAUUGAUAUUCAUUAUCAUAUAACUCUAUUUUUUAAGCAACAAGUCAAUCUCGAUAACGCUGGUGACGAUUAUUCAAAUUUUCAAAAUUAUAACAUUAAUUUCUUAUUAAUCCAUUUACGUGACUGUUUACACAGUAUACGCAAAAAUGAAACUAGUUCUGAUGAAUUUUUACGUUGCGGAAAAGAUUUUCUUUUAAAACUCAUUCGUAUUCCACCAAACGCUAAUGGUGAUGCUUCCGAAAAUAUUCUGGAAAUAUUUGGAGGUUCACCUGUCUCCGAAACUUUACCAAAGCUUAACGAAAUAUUUAAAAAAUCUCAGUUCGAAUAUCUUCAAUUCAAAUCUUUGGAAUUACUUUUAUAUUUAUCUUAUAAAGAACCAGAAUGGUUCGAGAAUUUGGUUCUUAAAGAAAUCAAUAAAUAUUCUGAUUCAUUAUCAAAAGAUUCUUUGCAAAAAUUUAAGGAUCUUGUCGAUAAUGUACAUUUAAAACUUCAACUUGACAGCAAAUUUAUUAAAACUUUAAUUCCACCAAAACACAAAGAAUCCUGGCUCUUUAAGGAAAAAUUAUCGGCAAAUAAAAGUGACACUCUGUUUAAAGAAGUCUUUAUAGAACAAUUAACAUGCCCAAUUACCGGUGAUGUAACUAGCGAUUUUCUUAUUUUAGGAUGUGAUCAUUUGAUUAGUUAUAAUGCUAUAAGGAUGCAGAAAAUUAUACUUUCGAUAGAAAAUAAAAGUUUAAAAUGCCCUUUUUGUAAAACUGAAAUCGAACUAGAAUCGGUAUAUAAACUUUCAAGAAAUGCAACAUUUAAAGGACUUUGCAAAACAUUAGAACAAACUGGAGAUUUAAAUACUUUAAUGGAAAAACAACAACUAAAAGGCAUUCGCAUUUUGGAAAACUGA